Messenger RNA from Colletotrichum graminicola M1.001, 1125 nucleotides. RefSeq lists its product as uncharacterized. Bases 1 to 1125 code for a protein of 374 amino acids. Gene Ontology annotation, cellular component: fungal-type vacuole; cell periphery. The record is from RefSeq and is a predicted model, not a curated record. Gene Ontology annotation, biological process: positive regulation of catalytic activity. Lineage: Eukaryota; Fungi; Ascomycota; Sordariomycetes; Glomerellales; Glomerellaceae. The transcript is spliced from 2 exons.
AUGAGCACAUCUAGCCAUCCGCCCGGCAGUUCUGGCUCACGGGAUUUCAGAGCAUCGGUUGGCACAAGCAGUACCGCGAUCGAAGCAGGUGCCCCGCGACUGAGAGGGCCACGAUCACUUCCUCCCUGGAUCGACUCAUACGAAACUCGAUACGGAGCACCAACAGAGGACCAGCUCCAGCUACUAUCGCCCCUGCCUCGAGCCGUUCCACCUCACCACAAUCAUUCUCCCAACGAACCCGACCGCCGUGUAUCGAAAGACGGUUAUGUCGACUGGACCGGUGACCCUAUUCUGGAAAAGGCCCGCCCGAGGACCAGGGCUAAGCUUACAGAUGUCUUCCGAGGAAGGGGCGCAUUGCAUGGCAGGAAAUGGGACCAUUUGCGAACCGCAGAACCCGUCAUCGUCUCGGCACAUAGGCCCGCGACCCAAGGCCCACCAGCAGCAUGGAGGGACUUUCUUCAGUCGGCGGCCUACGGGCAUAUGCAAGGCGAAGAGUCGGAGGUUGUAGACGUCGAGGUGCUGGAUAAGCUGCAGCCCGGCUUCAAUAAACGACACGACGAAACCGUCCAUCGAGAUUUGGAGAAGGCCUCUUCGAAACAGAAGCGUUCUAAGACCAUGUGGCAGAGGAUGUGGUCUCUUAUAUUGCGACAUUACCUUGUACCGCUGGUCUUCCGCCUCACCGUCAUGCUCACGUCCAUCGUGGCGCUGGCCAUCGCGGCGCGCAUCUACCGGCACGAAGAUGACAAGAGCAACAGUAGCCCGGAACGCGCGCAAAGCAUAGUCGCCAUCGCUGUCGACACAUUUGCACUGCCAUACAUAGGCUACAUGCUGUGGGAUGAGUACACGGGCAAGCCGUUGGGCCUCCGACCCGCUGUCCAGAAGCUUGCUCUCAUCCUGCUGGACCUCUUCUUCAUCAUUUUUAAAUCAGCCAGCACAUCCCUGGCAUUCGAAUCCCUCGUCUUCCAUAACGUCGAAGCAGGCCAGGUCAGGCGGCUCAGCCAGGCGUUGGCGUCUUUUAUGCUAGCCGGCCUGCUGGCGUGGACCAUGAACUUCAUGGUCAACAUUUUCCGCACAGUUCAGCGACUUGGAGGUGCAGAGGAUGAGAGCUCUCACGAUCACAUGUAG